Molecule: messenger RNA, 321 nt
Organism: Aureococcus anophagefferens
Lineage: Eukaryota; Pelagophyceae; Pelagomonadales; Pelagomonadaceae
Exons: 1
Biological process (GO): regulation of gene expression
Cellular component (GO): cytoplasm; nucleus
Molecular function (GO): mRNA binding
Source: RefSeq, a predicted model, not a curated record
AUUGGCAAGGGCGGCGAGACCAUCAAGCGGCUCCAGUACGAGUGCGGCGUCCGCGUGCAGAUCGCUUCGGACCCCGAGCCCAAGGACCCGAACGACGCCCGGGCCGUCGAGACGCGGCGCAUCGCGAUGACGGGCACGCCCGAGGGCAUCGACCGCGCGAAGCGCGACCUCGACGACAUGCUGCGCACGCGCCAGAAUUCGAGCGCGUCGAACCCGGCGAACGCGGCCGUCGCCGUCGACUUGGUCGUCGCGAACGACAAGGUCGGCCUCAUCAUCGGCCGCCAGGGCUCCACCAUUAAGGGCAUCCAGGAGCGGUCCGGC